UAGCCUCCCAGCCCAGCCCUGCCCUGCCCUGCCGCUCUCUUUGUGCUCUUUCCCGGCAACCGCGGCUGGAGGAAGCCGGCCCGCCCCUGCUAGCCUCCGGAGCAACCCAGCGACGUUUGCCCAGGCGUCAGUAGCCGAGGGAGGAGAGGAGAGGAGAGCCGGCGCCAGGAGAGCGCCUCCGGCCGUUGAUCUCCGGGAGGUGCCCAGCCCUGAGCCGAUUCCUUGGCGCUGCUCCCUGGGAAGUGAGCGCCCGGAUCCGUGUGCAUUGCUUGAUCCAGAAAUCGGUUUUGCGUGUCUCCUCUUCCAUUAAAGGGAGGAGAGCAAAGGCAGGCGCCCCCGGGAUCCCUUUGUUUUGAGUCUCCGCCUCGGACUUGGACCGCCCUGCUCCCACCGGCCCCGGGGAGCGGAGAGCUUCUCUCCCGCCUGCCUUUCGCAUCCGGCUACUUCGUGGCCUUUUCCUCCGCCGUCACAGCCCGGCCCGGAGGCGUCGGUUCUUUUCUGCAUCCCCGGAGAGGCAGGAUGCUUGGAAGGGACACGUCUCUCUCUCCGGUUGACAGCUGCUGAGAGCAUCUGAGAGAGAGCAACGCAGGACGGGGCUCGAGAAGGGGAGAAAUGGACCAUUUCCAGCAAGGGGUCUUCUUGUUGUUCUUCCUGUUCCUGGAGUAUUCGGAGGCCAAAAAGCAGUGCUGGUACUUUGAAGGAUUGUAUCCUACAUACUAUCUAUGUCGGCCAUAUGAAGAUUGCUGUGGCUCACGGUGCUGUGUGAGGACUCUGUCUAUCCAGCGAUUAUGGUAUUUUUGGUUCCUGCUGAUGAUGGGAGUUCUGUUUUGUUGUGGGGCAGGUUUCUUUAUCCGAAGACGGAUGUAUCCUCCUCCGUUGGUUGAUGAAACCACUUACAAUGUGUCAUACACCCGGCCACCUAACCCCAGUACAGCAGGAUCCCAACAGCCAGGAAUGGCGUACUACCCAGACCCUGAAGGUGUUAUGAUGAACCCCAUGGCUAUGUCUUAUCAUGUCCAGCCGAAGUCUCCGCAAGUGAACCCAGUUUACCCACCUCCACCUUCUUAUUGCAACACCCCACCCCCACCCUAUGAGCAGGCAGUGAAAUCUUCCACAUAACCUCGGAGCUGCAGUUUAUGGUGACUUGAUCAGAAAAGGAUCAGGUGGCGAGUAGCAGAAAACUUGCUAGUGCUCCAGCAUCCUUGCCUCUUCUGGUUAGCAGUAAGCGGACAGGAGCAGCAGAUUGGCAGCCUGGGGCAAAUUCUCUUCUGAUAAUUUCAAACCAAGAACAGAAGUCUUUUUUUGUCUAUGUGCUUUUUACUGAAAGUUUGUAUUUAAAUCCUGUAUGUGUUACUAUUUUAAAAAAUUAUCUUUGUGUUUCUAGUACACAUAUUAAUACAUCUUUGUGGCAAAGUAUGGUAGUAAGCACAAAUCAAUAUGGACUGAUCUAACUCCUGGAGCUGAUUCUAUUUUAAAUAUGAUUGAGAGAGAAAGAGAGACUAACAAACAUGAGACAAGAGGAGACAGCUGGACUGACUGAAACAAGAAUAAUGAGCUACAUUUGUUUUUGUUCUUUUAUGAGCUUGGAGAAACAGGAAAAGACUUGAUGAAGCAGACUUAAAGGAAUUUUGGUAAGAAAAUGUGUGAUGAAUGUUUUCUUCUGGAUAAAAAACCCAUUGUUCUUUUUCAAUUGCACAGACACUAGGUAAACAAGAUCAUACCAUCUCCAUCAGAGUCAACUCUGCCCCUUUCAAACCUGGCUCCAUAUCGCCACCACCACCACCUCCAAUUAUUAGGGGUGGGUGGAAAGAGGGGGCAUGUUGUUGCCAAGAAUAAAUUUUUUAAUGUGCUAUUGGUAUUGUGAAUGUCAUAUCAAAUUGUCGAUUUUAUUUGGAAAGAAAAAUUAUUGCAGGUUAUGUUUCUAGAGUAACACUUCUAUAAUUUUAAAAAUAAAACAAACUUUUGCUUUUGGCUGUAA
Molecule: messenger RNA, 1978 nt
Organism: Pogona vitticeps (central bearded dragon)
Lineage: Eukaryota; Metazoa; Chordata; Lepidosauria; Squamata; Agamidae
Gene: VOPP1
Product: VOPP1 WW domain binding protein
Cellular component (GO): cytoplasmic vesicle membrane
Source: RefSeq, a predicted model, not a curated record